AUGGAGUCGGCUACUUCCCGCAAGACCGCCGUGAUCAUAAUUGACGUCCAAAAUGGCUUUCUCCACCCGACGCACUGGGGCACAAGUCGCAGCACCCCUGACUGCGAGAGAAACAUCUACCGCCUACUAGUAGCAGCCAGGAGGCACAAUGCAAAGCUGCAAACAACCCAAGAACCUGUUGACAAGUCGGUCUUGAUCUGCCACGUACAUCACCACAGUAUCAAUUUUGGCUCAGCACUGCAUCCCCAAAAGAAGAUCGAAGUUGGGGGUCAACUUGUUGCCUCGGUCGAUCCACAAGCUGAAAUGAUUCCACUAAAAGACGAGAGUGUGUGGGUUAAGAAUGUCAACUCGGCCUUCAUUGGCACCGGGCUGGAGGCAUUUUUGCGGCAGCAACAAGUCAGGCAGCUGGUCAUAUGUGGUCUUACGACCGACCACUGCGUUAGCACAAGCACCCGAAUGGCGAAUAACUUACGAAUUGUUGACAUCACGAGCGGAGAUGGAGACGUGGUAGAGGAAGGAGGCAUUGUGCUUGUGGGUGACGCAUGUGCGACCUAUGCGAAAGGAGGGUUCGAUGCGGAGACUGUCCACAAGGUCAGUCUUGCGAGCCUGAAUGAAGAGUUUGCACACGUGGUAGCCUCCUCAGAAGUUAUGGACAAGAUAUUCGCAAUAUGA
Messenger RNA from Neoarthrinium moseri, 672 nucleotides. RefSeq lists its product as uncharacterized. Lineage: Eukaryota; Fungi; Ascomycota; Sordariomycetes; Amphisphaeriales; Apiosporaceae. The record is from RefSeq and is a predicted model, not a curated record. The transcript has a single exon. Bases 1 to 672 code for a protein of 223 amino acids.